AUGUCAUCACAACAAACAGUAAGCAGUGUUGGCAUUUCUCAGCCACCAGUUGAUGGGAAGAUCAAACCUCUCUCGGAAGAAGUGAUUAACAAGAUUGCUGCAGGGGAAGUUAUUGCUGCACCUUCUAAUGCAAUUAAAGAAUUAUUGGAAAAUUCUCUUGAUGCUGGAGCGGAUUCUAUUACGAUAGAGUUUGGAGAUGCAGGAUUAAAAUAUUUUCAAAUAACUGAUAAUGGAUGUGGAAUUGGAGCCAAAGAUUUGGAAAUUGUUUGUGAACGUCACACCACAAGUAAAUUAUCUUCGUUUGAGGAUUUGAGAAGUAUUGCAACAUUCGGAUUUAGAGGAGAGGCCUUGUCAAGUGUUAGUACUUGUGCUCACGUGACAAUAACAUCAAAAACGGAACAACAAUCGACUGCUCUAUUUGCAACCUAUAGAGAUGGAAAACUCACAGGACCAAUGAAAAAAAGAUCUGGAGCUAGAGGUACCAUCAUUCGAGCCGAAAAUUUAUUCUUUGAUAACAAAACUCGAAGGGAAUCUGUCAACUUGAAUACAGAACCUAAAGCUAUUCAAAAAAUAGUUACAGCCUAUGCACUAUUCAAUACUGGUGUCAGUAUUACAUUGAAAAAGCAAGGGGAAACCAAACCAAUUGUACAUACACUAACCAAAAAUAAUGUCAGACAAAAUAUCAAAGCACUAUUUGGACCAAAAAUUGAGAAGGAAAUUAUUGAAGCAGAUAUUAACAAUGAAAAAAUUGAGUUGACUGGAAAAAUGUACUUUACAAAUGUAAAUUAUAGCUCAAAGGAAAAAGCAUUUACUUUAUUUAUUAACAAUGUAAAUAUGCAUCCAACAAAGAAAGAAGUGGCAGUAUUGGAUGAAGAUAGAAUUAUUGAAGAGGUAAAGGAUGUUUUGAGGAAAAAAUUAUUGGGCUCCAAUUCGUCCAGAACAUUUGAAGUUUCUCAAAAAGCAACCCCUUCUAAAAGUUUUACACCUAUAUUGCCACCUAAUUUGAUAAAUGAUGACGAAGAUGAUGCUAUCAUUCCAACUCCUUCUCUCACAUCACCAAAACUUGCAACUCAAAAGGAGCUACCAAAGAACAAAGUAAGAACCAGCGCAUCAGAUCAAACUGGACAAAUCCAUCAAUAUUUCCCCUCCCUUAAAAGAAACUUUACAGAAGAAGAGGAAGAGGACGAGGAUGCUGAAAUUUCAGUGUCUGCACAACCUGUAACAAAAAAACGAAAGGAAAAUUCACAAUCCAAAUCACCUGAAGCUGAGCAUGAGGAAAAUGUUGAUGAUUUGGAAAGUUUGAAAUCACUUAGAAAUUCUAUCAAUGCCAAAAAUCAUGCAGAACUUGAAAAGCUAUUGAGAUCUAGUAGUUAUGUUGGAUAUAUCAAUGCUAAAUAUUCACUUGUACAAUUUAAUGAUCGAGUUCUUGCCAAAUUUGGUAGAUUUAAAAAGAUUAAUUUGAAGAAUUCUCUAGAUGUUAAAACAAUUUUACAAGGUGUAUCUGAUAAUGACGAAGUUAUUAGAGAAGCAUUGUCUGUUCUUAAUGAGAAAAAAGAAAUAUUACAGGAAUACUUCUCUGUGUGUAUUACAGAGGAUCUUAAAUUGGUUUCACUUCCUCAUGUGCUGGAGAAUUAUAUUCCACCAAUGCACAGAGUUCCGGAUUUUUUAUAUGCACUAGCAUUUAAGGUAAAUUGGGAUUCUGAAAUUGGAUGUUUUAGUGAUGUGUCAACAGUGAUAAGCUCAUUCUAUAAUUUAUGUGAAGAUUUUGAACUGGAGGACGAAUCUGAGAAUGAUAGUCAAAAGAGCAGUCAAGAGGCUAAUGCCAAUUCUACCUUAUAUUCAAAGCAGAGAAUGAGAUGGAUUACUGAACAUUUAGUGUUUCCUUCGAUCAAACUCUUGUUUAAACCUCCAGAAUCUGUUGUAAAUGAUGGCUCAAUUGUUGAAGUUGCCAAUCUUCCUGAGCUGUUCAAAGUUUUUGAAAGAUGUUAAUAAGAAGGAAUAAACUGGCAUGAUUAUGAUUACAAA
Messenger RNA from Naegleria gruberi, 2025 nucleotides. RefSeq lists its product as uncharacterized. Lineage: Eukaryota; Heterolobosea; Eutetramitea; Acrasida; Naegleriidae. Gene Ontology annotation, molecular function: ATP hydrolysis activity; mismatched DNA binding; ATP-dependent DNA damage sensor activity. Gene Ontology annotation, cellular component: MutLalpha complex. Gene Ontology annotation, biological process: mismatch repair. The coding region runs from base 1 to 1989 and encodes 662 amino acids. The transcript has 7 exons. The record is from RefSeq and is a predicted model, not a curated record.